UGUUAUCCGUCCAUCUCCGGUUGGGAAGUGAGGGCUGCUCUUGCGAUUGGGAAGACCGGUCACGCGGGGAGGUGGCGGUUUCUGCUGGGAUCUGGAGCCCGCUUUUAAAAAGCAGUUCGAGUUGCAGCUAUGGUGGAGGAGGUGCAGAAACAUUCUGUACACACACUGGUGUUCAGAUCCCUGAAAAGAACCCACGACAUGUUUGUUAGUGAUCAUGCUAAACCUAUUGCAGUAGAUGAGAAAAGUUAUAAACUCAAGAUGAAUGUGAAGCUUCAAACAGAGUACAGUCCUGUGCUCCAUAUGCCCAUACUUAAGGAAAUCAGAGAAAAGAGUUCGCAGUCUGACUCCUACAAUCAUGGACCUUAUGACCUAAAUCAUGGUGAGGAAUCUGAAUACAUUAUAACUGGCACACAUCCGUACCCAUCAGGUCCAGGAGUUGCUCUGACAGCUGAUACACAAGUGCAGAAAAUGCCCAGUGAGGCAAGUGCUCAAGCCUUGGCUUUGGCGCUUCCUCCUUCACAAGCCAGACAAGAUGCAAAUCGUACUGCAGCCAGUGUUGCUGAUAUUCACAGACAUGCGGGCAUUGCUGAACGGUCACAGCCUCCAGUAUCUUCCAUGGCUGUAAUGGAAGUUGGAGGUUCAAAGAAUUCUUCACUAAUUUCAAGAAAACUUCCUACAAUGCCAAAACCACAAUGGCACCCACCUUGGAAGCUGUACAGAGUAAUCAGUGGCCAUUUGGGCUGGGUUAGAUGUCUUGCAGUUGAACCUGGAAAUCAGUGGUUUGUUACUGGAUCAGCUGAUAGAACUAUUAAGAUCUGGGAUCUGGCUAGUGGUAAGUUAAAGCUCUCUCUGACUGGGCACAUCAGCACUGUACGAGGAGUGGCGGUCAGUUCACGAAGCCCAUACCUUUUCUCCUGUGGUGAGGAUAAGCAAGUGAAAUGCUGGGAUCUGGAAUACAAUAAGGUUAUCCGACAUUACCACGGUCAUUUAAGUGCAGUGUAUGGACUUGAUUUGCACCCAACCAUUGAUGUCUUGAUAACAUGUGGCAGAGAUUCAACUGCAAGGGUUUGGGACAUACGAACGAAAGCAAAUGUACACACUUUAAUAGGGCAUACAAAUACAGUAGCGACUGUAAAAUGCCAAGCUGGUGAACCACAGAUUAUUACAGGAAGCCAUGACACAACCAUACGACUCUGGGAUUUGGUAGCAGGGAAAACUAGAGUCACAUUAACCAAUCACAAGAAGUCUGUUCGUUCUCUCAUUCUACAUCCAAGACAAUAUACUUUUGCUUCUGGUUCUCCAGAUAACAUAAAGCAGUGGAAAUGUCCCGAUGGUAUUUUUAUUCAGAACCUACCUGGUCAUAAUGCUAUCAUCAAUACACUUGCUGUCAACUCGGAUGGUGUGCUCGUAUCAGGAGCUGAUAAUGGUACCAUGCACCUGUGGGAUUGGAGAACUGGUUACAACUUCCAACGAAUACAUGCUGCUGUGCAGCCAGGCUCCUUAGAUAGUGAAUCUGGAAUUUUUGCAUGCACCUUUGACCAGUCAGAAAGCAGAUUACUGACAGCAGAAGCUGAUAAAACGAUUAAAGUCUACAAAGAAGAUGACACUGCUACGGAAGAAACUCAUCCAGUCAACUGGAAGCCAGAGAUCAUCAAACGGAAGAGAUUCUAAGUGACUUCCAUUUAAAAUUCAUAAUGGACAUUGUGCUGAAUUUUAAAGUUCUUAAGUAAUGUUCUCCCAUCUUUAGAUUCUCACCUGCACUCCUGCCCAAAUUCAAAAUCAUUCACUGGCUGAAAAGCAGACUCUUAUUGGGACCACUAACCAAUGUCAACUAUGUCAACUUUUCCAGGAGAAUGGUUGGUAGAUUCUUUUGUGAGAAAAAAAGUUUUACACAGGCAUUUGCCUUUCACAGCAUUUCACCAAAAUGAAACAAAGACUAAGACAGUGACAUGCAGGGCACAGGUGCACACUAGUAUGUUGUCAGUCCAUAGUACAAUGAGUAUAUUACUGCAGUGUUCCUCUGCCAGUUUAUACUAAGAUGUAAUUUAUUGGAACUUUGCUUCGACUGAAAGAUGGCUAAUGCCCUGGAGACUGUUUCAAGCUUGUUGUAAUUCGGUUGUACGCUGUUUCAUUAUGAUAAUUGUAUAAAUCUUUGUCAGUGUUGAAAGGUUAAAGUAUCCUGUUCAAGACUGGUUGAUAUUCCAAAAACGGCUCGAAUCUGAAGUGUUAGAAAGUUCUGAAAGUACUGUUCAGACAGUCCCAGUUCCUACAGUGGAAACAAAUUCUGUGAAGAUAUUUACAAAAUAUUCUCAUUAUUUUUCUUUUGAGGAGACAUGGGCCAUCAAGAAAUAUGUAGAAAUAUGAUUUUUUUUCAACCUCACCAUUAAAUUUUAAAGCUUAAAUGAA
Rhincodon typus (whale shark) is the source of this 2406-nucleotide messenger RNA. RefSeq names its product pleiotropic regulator 1 (gene plrg1). The record is from RefSeq and is a predicted model, not a curated record. Gene Ontology annotation, molecular function: protein binding. NCBI's taxonomy places the organism in Eukaryota, Metazoa, Chordata, Chondrichthyes, Orectolobiformes, Rhincodontidae. Gene Ontology annotation, biological process: mRNA splicing, via spliceosome. The coding region runs from base 130 to 1671 and encodes 513 amino acids. The transcript is spliced from 15 exons. Gene Ontology annotation, cellular component: Prp19 complex; catalytic step 2 spliceosome; precatalytic spliceosome.